AUGAGCCAGGGUUAUUUCGGCCGGCAAGAUAGUGGUGUUAGCGGUUUCAUAUCCCCCGAUGAGUUUUCACAAGAAUCAGACUCUAUACGGGACCACUUUGCAAGCACUCCCAAUCCUCAGCCUGAACAACAGAGUACCAGUCCGGGAGCUGCUCCCUUGUACGAUCCACUUGAUCAACAGACUCAUCUUUCGCAUGCUCAUACAGCCGAACUAGAAACUGGCACGGCAUCCACGUUGCAACCCACUUGCGGUGACGGUAGCCAAGACCUAUCAUCCAAUAAGAGACGGACUGUACCAGAGUACAGUUCAGGACAGCCAUCCAAAAGAGUUUGCGCCCGCACCACGACAAACGAGAAUGUGAACACGCCUCUCAUUCCUACGCUUUGUUCUUAUUUCUUGACAGCGCCUGUGGACGACCGGUUGGAGUUUCUUUCCUGGCUGUUCGAUGGUGCGCUUUCGCAGUGCAUGUCUGGAUUUCCAACCACUCCGACGUCCUCAUUGAACAAAGCCCGGAUCAAAGGGACUGGCCGCCGUGGCCGUCAAACACGACAACUUGUUCCGACGGCUUCCGAAAGUGUCCCGUCCUCGGCAAAAGGCCGGAAGGGCAUGUCAUGGGAGCCGGAGGAAAUUGACCUUUUGGUUCAGCUGAGGAGAGUAGAAAAGUUGCCAUGGUCGGACGUGGUGAAGCGCUUGACGGAACGGUUUCCUGGGAGGACAGCAGGGUCGAUUCAGGAAAACGCCGAACAUCUCCCUAUUAUAAUGAAUACAUUUUUCUUUUACGAACCCAAUGGGUCGGCAAAUCGAUUUUCAAACAAGGAACGGUUUCGUCCGCGCCCCAAUCCUCAAGCUCAUGUUCCUGUUAAUCGAGAUGUUAUUGGUAUUUCGGAGUCCACGUCUGACAACAACUGUGAUAUGAUGCACGCUGCAAACAAAACACUUCAGGCUCUGCCGCCCGAACCCCACACUCCAACGAGAGACCAGUUCUACUUCUGCGAAGUUGUAGAUGAUGAUGCACAGCCACGUCGUGAGCAUGCUCAGAACGCAACGGAAGUCAUUGUCAUUGAAGAGAAUGAUGAUGAUUGUCGUUAGUCAAACUGUCAGCCGUCCAACGCCAUAACCCAGGAUCAGCAUGCUUCAGGACCAUCUACCGGUUGCAAACGCAAAAGGGACGUUGACGAUCGUUCUUCCAAAAGCCAUGACUCUUCAAUGAAGUACCGAGAAAUGUGUCAAUCUUUCAUUAGCAGAAUCGAUCGACUCA
Messenger RNA from Talaromyces stipitatus ATCC 10500, 1258 nucleotides. RefSeq lists its product as uncharacterized. The transcript has 3 exons. Bases 1 to 1089 code for a protein of 362 amino acids. The record is from RefSeq and is a predicted model, not a curated record. Lineage: Eukaryota; Fungi; Ascomycota; Eurotiomycetes; Eurotiales; Trichocomaceae.